CUACCGGCGUACUAAAGGUGACCGGGGAGCCGCUCACGGCUCAUUACUGAAUGUCUUCACAUCGAGCGGCGGCGGGAGGCGGAAGGGAAGCUUUGCGGCAGAUCCGCUGCGUCUUCUCGGCCAGGCUGCUCCGUGUGUCGACGUCUCUCUGCGCUCAGGAUGGAUGAGCCGCCCCGCGCGCCACCAUCCACUCGCACCGUGAGCGCCCCGCACCUUUAGGCGGCUUCAUUUUUCACACGCAGCCGCAUCUUCAUCCCACUUAGUUUGGGCUCACCUUGCCAGUGACGCUAAAACGACGCGCAUGCGUUGCGCUUGGAAUAAUUUUGCAUCCUAAAUCGCCUCCCCGAGACCUUGUGUCAAAGUCGUUGCCAGGACCAGAGUUAGUGAUGGGGACUACUCUGGAGCGCGGAUGCGGGGGCUUCUUGUGCCUGUCCCUGCUGGCGUCUGUGGUGUGCGGGGCGCAAAGAGCCAACGAACCUAGCAACAUGUCCUUUGUGAAAGCCACGGUGGACAAGCUGCUGAAGGGCUAUGACAUCCGUCUGCGGCCCGACUUCGGAGGCGCUCCCGUGGACGUCGGCAUGAGCAUUGACAUCGCCAGCAUCGACAUGGUAUCUGAAGUCAACAUGGACUACACAAUCACAAUGUACUUCCAGCAGUCGUGGAGAGACAAGCGUCUAUCCUACACAGGCAUUCCUCUCAACCUCACGCUGGAUAACCGGGUAGCGGACCAGCUCUGGGUCCCCGACACAUACUUCAUUAAUGACAAGAAGUCCUUUGUACACGGGGUCACAGUGAAGAACCGGAUGAUUAGACUGCACCCUGAUGGAACGGUGCUCUAUGGUCUCAGGAUCACCACAACAGCUGCCUGCAUGAUGGACCUGCGCAGAUACCCAUUGGAUGAGCAGAACUGCACCUUGGAGAUUGAGAGCUAUGGAUACACCACUGACGACAUUGAAUUCUACUGGCAGGGAGGAAGCAACGCAGGCUCAGUCACUGGCGUGGAAAACAUUGAACUGCCCCAGUUCUCCAUAAUAGACUACCAAACCCAAUCUAAGAAAGCUGUGUUUGCCACAGGCUCUUAUCCACGUCUGUCCCUGAGCUUUAAGCUGAAGAGGAAUAUUGGCUAUUUCAUCUUGCAAACCUAUAUGCCCUCCACCCUGAUCACCAUCUUGUCCUGGGUCUCCUUCUGGAUCAACUAUGAUGCCUCGGCUGCCAGAGUAGCCCUAGGUAUAACCACGGUGCUGACGAUGACCACCAUCAAUACCCACCUUAGGGAAACUCUUCCCAAGAUCCCCUACGUCAAGGCUAUUGACAUUUUCCUCAUGGGAUGUUUUGUAUUUGUCUUUCUGGCUUUGCUGGAGUAUGCUUUUGUCAACUACAUAUUCUUCGGUCGAGGUCCUCAUCUGCAGAAGAAGGUGGCAGAAAAGGCUGCCAAGUCCAACAACGAGAAUAAGAAUAGACUGGAGAGCAACAAAGUGCAGGUCGAUGCUCAUGGGAACAUCCUCCUGACCAACCUUACCAGCGAGAUGAGUGGAGCAGAGAUGAUGGGAGUUCUCAACGACCCUCGGGCUACCAUGUUCUCUUAUGACAGUGCCAGCAUACAGUAUCGCAAGCCCAUGACCAGUCGAGACCUGUAUGGUCGACCACCCAUUGACCGGCCAGUGGGCAACAAGAAGGGUCGCUUGCGGAGGAGGGCCUCACAGCUCAAAGUCAAGAUUCCCGACCUCACCGAUGUCAACGCCAUAGACAAGUGGUCUCGUGUUAUCUUCCCAAUUGCAUUCACCUUCUUCAACCUGGUCUACUGGCUUUACUAUGUCCAAUAGGUUUGCAGAAGUGACCCUGUGGCAGCGCUACUGCUAAAGAUUUGAUAGAAAAGCUACCUAGAUCUUGUACAGCAAAGAAAAUUAAGGAGUACUCAGUCCAUUUGUAUAAAUCCUGUUUUGGAAUGAGUAGUACUGGAUGUCUUUACAAUGUAAAUACAAAUGAACAUAUACAUAUAUAUAAAACAGAGUUAUAAUUUAUUAAAAAUCCUAUCACUUUUCCUGUACUCAUCUAUAUGAAAUAGAUAGAUAAGAAUAUUUGAAUUUAAGACUGUAAAGUUAGCAUUUCUAAGGUCACACAUAUCGAAAAGACUUUGGUGAGUCCAAGAUUACGGGCAAUGAUCUUUCAAUCUGCUCUAUCUCUUUUUCUUACCUUCUGUUGUAUCACUUUUUGCAUGUGAAUGGAACACAACUUUGUAUUUGCUUAGGUAUAAAAGAAAAGAAAAUAGGAAAACCGGAGCAAAACAAGUAGUAUUAACUGUUUCUACAUGAUUUCUUUGACCGAUGGGACUUUAUUCAAUUACAUUGCAAUGAAAUAGUCCUAUUUUGUUUGAACCCGGUGUUCUUACUGAGGUCAUUUUUAAAGAAUUGGAUAUGUCUCAUUGUGUUGAAAUCCAAACAUACAGCUUGCGCUAACAAACAUGUCAGAUUGCUUUCCAUGAAUUAUAUGGUUUUUCUGAGAAGUAUUUUUGUUUCUUUAAAAAAAAAAAAAUUACAUGGCUGUGCUGAGCCACUCUUGCUCAGUAUUGUAUUAUAGUAAUUAUAUUGUAUGUUUUUAACAAUUAUUGCAUUUAAGGUAAGUAUCAGACAGAUGUUAAUUCAAACUCCACUGAUUUCUCAAAAAGAGUUGUCAUAUUUGUACCUACUAUAUUCUCACACCGUCUAGGGGCAUGUACAAUGUAAUUUUCUUUCAAGUAAAUCAGGUUAAGAAGAAGCAAUGAUGUCGCCAUGCGCUUAAAAUCAUGUUAAAAAAUUCAAGCCCUGAUAAAACUCGCUGCUGGUUUUGAAAUACCUGGCAUUACAGAACAUUAUUUUCCAAAACCUCAAAUUGUACUGUACAUAAUUGUUUUAAUUGCAUAGAGGUUAAUCCACCUCAAUCUGUUAAAUAAUUAAACGGCAAGUAAGAGGUCAAAGUAACUUAUUUUUCAGCGGAUUACCUCUUAUGUCAUUAUCAAGGAUAGUAUGGUCAGGACAAGUUGGAGACACAAGUUGGAGUUUGCACCAGUCCUACUGUCAGGGUCAAACACUUUUUUCAAGGCAAGCUAGUUGCGAGGACAGCCAGAGUAGGUGUGACCAAUUAGCAUCGCACUGUAGUAGGUUUAGUAUGUGUAAUUACAAGUUUAGAAAUGCAUAGAUAAGGUUAUAGAUUAUUUCUCACCUCAUCAUGCAGAUAGGUCAGGUACAUAGAUGGGCAUGUAGCCGGGGACACUAAACAUCUUCCUUUUGCUUUGAAAUAGUAACCCUAGAGGCCAGACAUCAGCAUGUGAGUGUUGGCAACCACACCUUUGUUUGAUUUGUCAUAACCAAUAUCUCUCCCUAACUGUUACAUGGUUAAUCAGUCACAGAAAAUACAUUAUCAAUGGACGUAAGCAAAAGUUUUGCAGAAUUGUUUUACAUGUCCAUUAUUGUGUCAAUUGAAAGAUAGGAUCCAGCUUUACAAUCACAGGAAACCAAAGUGAAGGAAAACUCUCUGCUGUCCCAGGCUGAGGCAGAUCAUAUGUGCUGAAAACUGUAAAAGAACAGAAAGGAGUUGUGGUCCUUUCUUUUUCUCUACUGUACUCAGGUAUCUCUUGCAACAGAGAUAAUGAGAUUACCUGCUUAAAUAAAGGUUAUAUGAUGGUUGUUGACUUCACAA
This is a messenger RNA of Pungitius pungitius (ninespine stickleback), 3675 nucleotides long. It is a transcript of the gene gabrb1, whose product is annotated as gamma-aminobutyric acid type A receptor subunit beta1. NCBI's taxonomy places the organism in Eukaryota, Metazoa, Chordata, Actinopteri, Perciformes, Gasterosteidae. The transcript is spliced from 9 exons. The record is from RefSeq and is a predicted model, not a curated record. Gene Ontology annotation, molecular function: GABA-A receptor activity; extracellular ligand-gated monoatomic ion channel activity; chloride channel activity. Bases 387 to 1823 code for a protein of 478 amino acids. Gene Ontology annotation, cellular component: synapse; plasma membrane; GABA-A receptor complex. Gene Ontology annotation, biological process: nervous system process; regulation of membrane potential; signal transduction.